AUGGCCAGCAACUCCAGCGCACUGCCUCGGGUGACUUUCCAGACGCCAGAGAAACCUGGGGAGGAAUCAUCACACAGGAAACUAGGCAAGUUAACCAUAAAGUACAACCGCAAAGACCUACAGCGCUGGCUAGACCUGGAGGAAUGGAUCAACACCCAGCUGCAGGAGCUGUACCAAUGCCGGCUAAGAGAGGAAACAGAGGCAGCAGCUCCUGAACCACAAAUUGAUCUUGAAGAUCUCCUGGAGGUCCCUAAUGAAGAACAGAAAUUAAAACUACAGGAAAUCCUCCAUGAGUGCUCCAGCCCAACAGAGGACUUCAUUACGGAAUUGCUUAGUCGGUUGAAAGGUCUCCGGAGAGUCACCAAUCCUCAGAAGAAAUGACCUUGCCCACAUGGAACACCCAGCUCUGGUCACAAGGAAAUGUGUAUCUAUCUUCCCCAUAAAAACCAGGA
This is a messenger RNA of Gymnogyps californianus (California condor), 452 nucleotides long. RefSeq names its product protein phosphatase 1 regulatory inhibitor subunit 14D (gene PPP1R14D). The record is from RefSeq and is a predicted model, not a curated record. Gene Ontology annotation, cellular component: cytoplasm. Gene Ontology annotation, biological process: regulation of phosphorylation. Bases 1 to 381 code for a protein of 126 amino acids. The transcript is spliced from 4 exons. Lineage: Eukaryota; Metazoa; Chordata; Aves; Accipitriformes; Cathartidae. Gene Ontology annotation, molecular function: protein serine/threonine phosphatase inhibitor activity.